CAGAUGGUGGUGCUGCUACGGGAGGCACUGCCCGCAGCAGCUGGUGUGGUCAGGGCCAGAGCGUGAUGCUGGAGGUGCUGCUGGCAACUGCUGUCAAGGGCCGGGGGGCGGCGCUGUCACUGGAGGCACCCGCUGGUUGUUCGCCUCGUCGCUGCGCUGGUGGUGGACAUGAAGCGGCUGUUGUUCGGCCGCGGUUGGGUCUGCCGCCUGGGACCGGCUCAGGUUUAUGCUCGCCUUCUCUGCAGUCAGCUAAAGUCUUUCAGUACACUGCCAGACAAACAGAAACAACUUCUGGAAGAGGGUCCUGACCUGCAGGAGUUUAUAUCUGGUGAAUUAUCAGACAAGAGAACAUGGGAAGAAUACAAAGGCAACCUGAAACGCCAAAAAGGAGAAAGAUUAAGGUUGCCUCCAUGGUUGAAGACAGAGAUUCCUUUUGGGAAAAAUUAUAAUAAAUUGAAAAAUACUCUUCGGAAUUUGAAUCUGCACACCGUAUGUGAAGAGGCAAGAUGUCCAAAUAUUGGAGAAUGCUGGGGAGGAGAAAAAGGCACAGCCACAGCCACUAUAAUGCUAAUGGGUGACACCUGCACAAGAGGCUGCAGGUUCUGUUCGGUGAAAACCAGUCGGAAGCCUCCACCUUUAGAUCCUGAUGAGCCAAUCAACACAGCAAGUGCAAUAGUAGAGUGGGGUCUUGACUAUGUUGUGCUGACUUCUGUGGACAGAGAUGAUCUUCCAGAUGGUGGAGCAACACAUUUUGCAGCUACAGUAUCACAGUUAAAAGAAAGACAUUCCAAAAUUAUAGUGGAAUGCCUGACUCCCGACUUCAGAGGUGACCUAAAAGCUGUGGAAACAGUCGCGGUUUCAGGACUUGAUGUCUAUGCACACAAUGUGGAGACUGUCAGGGAACUGCAGAGGUCUGUUCGGGAUCCUCGGGCAAAUUUCGACCAAUCACUGACUGUGUUAAAACAUGCAAAGAAAGUAAAACCUGGUCUUCUUUCAAAAACAUCUAUAAUGUUGGGACUUGGUGAGACAGAUGAACAGGUGCAUGCAGCACUGAAAGAACUACGAGAGGCUGGUGUGGAUUGUGUAACAUUGGGACAGUACAUGCAACCAACAAAACGGCAUCUAAAGGUGGAUGAGUACAUAACUCCAGAGAAGUUUAAAUACUGGGAAAAUGUGGGUAACGAACUUGGAUUCCUAUUCACUGCCAGUGGACCCUUGGUGCGCUCUUCAUAUAAAGCAGGUGAAUAUUUCAUGAAGAACCUCCUUAAUAAACGAAUGUCUGAGCCAAGUUAGAUGACACUGAAAACUGCUGAACUAAUUAAUUUUCAGAACAGUUCUUGUACUUCCAAGAAUACCUAAUUUAAUGUUUUUGAGUUUAUUCAUGGGCUUUGGGUAAGUUUGGACUUUAUCCACGCAAAGUUUGCUCUGAGAAGGAACUUGAUAGAAGGCCCUGAACCACCUGUGAUGGUGACCACAUGUUGAUAGAGAUAUCAGUUAUCAGCCAUCGUUCAAAUGCCAUGUGAAUCUAUGUCAUGUGCAGUUUCUUCCAGGGAUGAUUUUUCUUUCUCUAUUAACAAGAUUCCAUUUAAAUUUUGACUGCAAUUUAGAAGGUGCAUUCCGCAAAAAACAUCUUUGAAUCUCUCAGCCAUAUUUUCUUCUUGAACAAAACAAAUCAGUUGAUUUUGAGACAUUUUGUGUACAGAUGGGUCAUUGCACAAGAGUUUGCCAUGUGAAUGUGGAGCACAAGGCAGCUAUGUUUCUGUGGCCUGGGCAAUAAUGAAUAUUAGUUUGUUGGGCAAUUUAGCAAUUCAGUAAAUCAUUAAUGAGGGUAAUCAUUUGAAAAUUCAUCUAUUAUUUUCCUGCAACACUGUAGUCUAAAGUGUUGAUCAAUUCAAUUUUCUGAAAAUUGAAAACACCAAAUAAAAAAAUGUAUUCCUA
This is a messenger RNA of Pristis pectinata (smalltooth sawfish), 1938 nucleotides long. It is a transcript of the gene lias, whose product is annotated as lipoic acid synthetase. The record is from RefSeq and is a predicted model, not a curated record. Gene Ontology annotation, cellular component: mitochondrion. NCBI's taxonomy places the organism in Eukaryota, Metazoa, Chordata, Chondrichthyes, Rhinopristiformes, Pristidae. Bases 169 to 1293 code for a protein of 374 amino acids. Gene Ontology annotation, molecular function: 4 iron, 4 sulfur cluster binding; lipoate synthase activity. The transcript has 11 exons. Gene Ontology annotation, biological process: lipoate biosynthetic process.